AUGCUGCCCACCCCCUUCUCGGUGAAGGACAUCCUCAAGCUGGAGCGACUGGGAGCAGCCGGGGGUCCCGACGCCGCUGACGGCACCUCCUGUAGCUCAGGUGGGGAGAUCGAAGCGGCUGCGUCCCGAAAACGUUUUCUCGGCCACCCCUUGGAGGCAGAGGAGAAGCCAGCCGAGCCCUGCCACCACCACCCCCGGCAGCGGCAGCGGAGGAAGCCUCGGGUUUUGUUCUCCCAGGCUCAGGUGCUGGAGCUGGAGCGCCGCUUCAAGCAGCAGCGCUACCUCUCAGCUCCGGAGCGGGAGCACCUGGCCAGCCUGCUCCAGCUCACUUCCACCCAGGUGAAGAUCUGGUUCCAGAACCGCAGGUACAAGUGCAAGAGGCAACGGCAGGACAAAUCGCUGGAGCUGGCUGCCCACCCGCCGCCCCUGCGCAGGGUGGCGGUGCCCGUGCUGGUCAGGGACGGCAAACCCUGCCUGGGGGGCUCCCAGCCUUACCCAGCCCCGUACAGCAUCACGGCCAGCCCUUACCCCUACAGCUCCUACUACAGUGCCUACAGCAGCAGCCCCUAUGGCGCUGGCUAUGGGGGGAGCUACGCUGGGGUGCCCCCCGGCGCCACCCCCGGCAGCCCUGCUGUGAACGUGAGCUUGGGCACGGCCGGUGGUGCCCAGCACCAGCCCACCUGCUUGCAAACCACCCUGCAAACAGGCAUCAGGGCUUGGCUAGAGGAGGACAAUGAGGUGGCAUUACUGAAGCUGAUGAAGUUUUCCAGGCAGACAGUGUGA
Molecule: messenger RNA, 783 nt
Organism: Dryobates pubescens (Downy woodpecker)
Lineage: Eukaryota; Metazoa; Chordata; Aves; Piciformes; Picidae
Gene: NKX2-6
Product: NK2 homeobox 6
Exons: 3
Coding region: 1-783 (260 amino acids)
Biological process (GO): regulation of transcription by RNA polymerase II; cell differentiation
Cellular component (GO): nucleus
Molecular function (GO): RNA polymerase II cis-regulatory region sequence-specific DNA binding; DNA-binding transcription factor activity, RNA polymerase II-specific
Source: RefSeq, a predicted model, not a curated record